Molecule: messenger RNA, 163 nt
Organism: Dentiscutata heterogama
Lineage: Eukaryota; Fungi; Glomeromycota; Glomeromycetes; Diversisporales; Gigasporaceae
Source: the annotation of a GenBank genome assembly
UGAAGAUUAUGUAGAAAUGAUAGAUUUUACAUAUCUGAGUACAGUAUUUGAUGAAAAUAUUGAAUAUAAAGAUGCUGAUGAAGAUGUUGAUAUUAAUUCUUCUACCUCUCAUUGCAAAAUUCAUAUAAAUAUCUCUCAAAAUUGUGUUAAUCUUAUUUUAUGA